Molecule: messenger RNA, 2050 nt
Organism: Stereum hirsutum FP-91666 SS1
Lineage: Eukaryota; Fungi; Basidiomycota; Agaricomycetes; Russulales; Stereaceae
Exons: 3
Coding region: 28-1815 (595 amino acids)
Source: RefSeq, a predicted model, not a curated record
UUGCUGGAGACUCGGAAAAAGAACAUCAUGUCCUCUCAUAAACGUCCUCACACACCACUGGACGGCGACUCAUCCCCCAGAGACUCACCGACUCCCAAAGCAGCGCGAAUCGUACGCUCUCCCAGUCGCGCCGCAAAUUCCUCGGAUUCCUCUUUGUCUGAAGCCCCGUUAUAUUGCACCCUACCGCCAACCUGUAAUCCGCCGUCACAUAAACCUACGCCGCUUGCGAACACGAAGGAAUUAGAGUCACAUUAUGCGAAGCAUCAUGCCCAUGUGUGUGAGGUUCGAGGGUGUGGAUGCGUUUUUCCGGACGCUAGGUUGUUGGAGCUGCACCAGACAGAGAACCACGACCCCGUCGCCGAGGUCCGCAAAGAGCGCGGAGACAAGAUCUUCGCCUGCUUCCUCCCACCGUCCCUCUGCCCGCGCUCCUUCUCAACCCCCAAAACACGCCGUCUCCACCUCAUUCAAGUACACGGAUACCCAAAACAGUACUUCUUCGCUAUCACGAAUAAGGGGAUGGGAGGGCUAUUGAGGAAGUGGGGCGAGGGUGUUAGUUUGGUUAGGCCCGAUUGGAAGGCGAGGGAUGGAGGGGCAGGCGAGGAUGGGGAGGGCGACGGCGACGGUGAGACGGAGAUGGAGGGGCACGCAGAUAUAGAGGGAGGCAUGGACGUGGAGGGUGUAGUGGAUAAGGGCGACGAAGGUGUAGAGAAGCAAGGAGGAAAGAAAGCGGCGACGAAUGGCCACUCGACUGCGUCGGUUGUUCAGCAACCCACAGAUAUCAGCACACAAUAUCGAAAACCUUACGCCGCUGCACAGACUGUCAGAUCUCAGCAAGACCAACAUCAAUAUCCACCCCAUCUACAUCAACAUACCGAUGCGAACACUAACACCACCAACACGCGACCACAACAGCCAAAUCAGGCAGACAAACCGAGCCUCGGAAUGGAUAUCGAUGCGAUGAUGGACCAGAUGUCUUCUUUAUCGCUCGUACCUUCGUCUGUGAGGUUCGGAAGGGGAGGGAAGACUUCGGGGAUGGGAUUCGCCAGAGCUGGUGGCAGGACGACGGGCGUGAAGGAACAUGGGAUGGGGAAUGCCAAGGGCGCAGUGACGGGAAUGACGGGAAAUAACGCUAGCAAGGCGCAUGGGGCAAGAGAGGGAGCUGACGGUGCGAUGGACAUUGAGAUGAGCAACGGUUCGAACAGAACGGCCGGGAAGAAUAUGUCGGUCGAUCAUCGAAGAGUUGAGAAGGAGGGAGCAGCAAUAUCCCGGAAGGCACAGUUUUCGGGAGGUGAUAGGGAAGGAGACACCUACGAUGACGCGCAGAUAGAGACGAAUGCGAGCAAUUCGGUCAAGGGGAAGGGGAAGAGCACCCAGAGAGAUGUACGCAGAGGCAGGGAUGGGGACAUGGAUAGACAGCUCGAAGAAGACAUGAGCGUGGACGAUGCAUCGCUCUCACCUUCGCCUCAAUCUUCACCGCCACUCGCAAAGAGCGGAGCAAUACACAGCACAAACAGGACGAAUGGAACAGGACGUACCCAAGGCGGGCCACAUGCCCAGAGCCGGGGGCGUGGAACGAUCGGCAUGCGAGGUGGAAGAGGAGGUAUGGGAUAUGGGCACGGUAUGAAUGGGAUGAACGUGGCUCCGAGGGGAGGAUGGAUUGGUGCAGCUAUGCCACGAGCUGCGGGUAUUGGUAUCGGGGUGAAUCAUCUUGGGUUGAGAGGCGGUUUGCCGCUAAGAGGUGGGAGAGGUAGGGCAAGAGGCCGAGGUGUUGCCCGAGGUGGUGGACGAGGAGGCGGUGAUGGGGGUGGAAUGUAACGAAGACCAAUGCUCGAGCAGAGAAUAGAGAAGUUGCCUGGGUAUGCUGAACGUGACAUUGGUGGCUAGGGAUGCUUCUGAAGGAGACGCGAUGCAUUGCUGUUGAGCCCAGGAGAACUUUCGUGGAGGAAGCUGGGUGUGACUGGCUGGAUCGCAGAUGUACGAUUUCUUGCUUUCAUUUGUCUGUUAACGGUUUUGUCGCUUUUGGCUAUGCUGCAAUCAAUAGUGUGCUGAC